Molecule: messenger RNA, 1188 nt
Organism: Aricia agestis (brown argus)
Lineage: Eukaryota; Metazoa; Arthropoda; Insecta; Lepidoptera; Lycaenidae
Product: acetylcholine receptor subunit beta-like
Exons: 1
Coding region: 1-1188 (395 amino acids)
Biological process (GO): chemical synaptic transmission; nervous system process; monoatomic ion transmembrane transport
Cellular component (GO): synapse; neuron projection; membrane
Molecular function (GO): transmembrane signaling receptor activity; neurotransmitter receptor activity; extracellular ligand-gated monoatomic ion channel activity
Source: RefSeq, a predicted model, not a curated record
AUGAUCAUACUCGCAUGCUUGUUAAGUUUUAUCGGUCUCUCGAGUUCAGAAUGUGUCCUGGAUUCUUCCACCCCUCACAUCUCCAAGGAGGCCAGUCUGCACAAGCACCUGAUCGCCAACUACAAGAUCUCCAAGCAGCCUACCAGAAUGAAAAACGUCUCCGUAAACAUAAGGUUUCUACUCAAAACGUUUCAAUUCUUUAACGAGGAGGAGGAGUUUCUGGUACACAGCUGGGUCUUCGUGUCCUGGCACGACGACUGCUUGACCUGGAAGCCGGAGGAAUACGACAGCAUCGACAACACCCUGAUAAAAACCAUGCAUAUCUGGACUCCGCAAAUCGCGAUGGACAACGAACUGGCUUUCGAGUACGGCAUUUUUUACUCCCCGCUCCAGAGAUGCCAGGUCUUUCACACCGGGCUGGUGGCUUGCGUUCCCAGGGUCACAGACAUCGUCACCUGCAAUUCGGUUCUCGACAACUGGCCCUAUGAUAUCCAAACGUGCAAUUUGAUCUACACCAUUAAGAACAACGUGAGUCUUUCCUACCCUAGCUCCAAGCCGAUCACGAUGCUCGGAGCGGAGUACGGCACAGGCUGGACUAUAGUGGCAUACGCGUACACGCACCCUGAAAAUCUUAAGGACAAAUUCACCCUUUCCAUUACGGUGGAACGGACGGCGGCUUUGUUGGCUGCGAUAAACGUCUCUCCUGCCAUCCUUAUCGCAGUGUUAGGUGUCGGUGCUCUAUUUAUUGAUGUGAGGAAUACUCUUCGUGUAUACCUUCUGUGUUUUUGUCUGGCCUGCAACUUCACGUUCGUGCAGAUUAUCAACGAGAACAUUCCCAAAGGAGGAGUCGGCUCCCCCAAGGUUCUGAUGUUUCUCCGAAAUUCUAUAUUGAUGACAGCUAUUUCUGUAGUCGUGACCUUCGCUUUGAAGAAUUUGAGGAAGUAUACGAAGCCUACUCCGACGUGGGUGAUCCAAAUCAAUGAUUUUGUUACGAAGGACGCCAGAAAAAAGUUCAUUUGGCCGAAGUGGGAGGCGGAUUGUUGCGAAGACGAGAGUACCAAGAAGAUAAUGGAAGAUUGGAACACAUUUUCAUUCGUUUCUAACUUUUUCUUACUUAUUGCCUAUUUGUUAUGUUACUUUAUUUUGUUCCUCAUAUACAUACCGAACCCUACACCAGUUACCAUAUAA